CGGCAUCUUCUGGGACACAUGACAUGUCCCAGAAGACGCCGGGCCAUUCACAAAGCGCAGCGCUUCUCACACAUGUGCAGUCCGCAGUCUCUUGGUCAUUCCCUGUACUGUCUGCAGUCUCUUGGUCAUCCCCUGUACUGUCUGCAGUCUCUGGUCAUUCCCUGUACUGUCUGCAGUCUCUUGGUCAUCCUCUGUACUGUCUGCAGUCUCUUGGUCAUCCCCUGUACUGUGUCUGUAGUCUCUUGGUCAUCCCCUGUACUGUGUCCGCAGUCUCUUGGUCAUCCCCUGUACUGUGUCCGCAGUCUCUUGGUCAUCCCCUGUACUGUGUCCGCAGUCUCUUGGUCAUCCCCUGUACUGUGUCCGCAGUCUCUUGGUUAUCCCCUGUACUGUGUCCGCAGUCUCUGGUCAUCUCCUGUACUGUGUCCGCAGUCUCUGGUCAUCCCCUGUACUGUGUCCGCAGUCUCUGGUCAUCUACUGUACUGUGACAGCAGUCUCUGGUCAUCUCCUGUACUGUGUCCGCAGUCUCUGGUCAUCUCUUGUAGUAGGUCUGCGGUCUCUGGUCAUCUCCUGUACUGUGUCCGCAGUCUCUGAUCAUCUCUUG
Molecule: messenger RNA, 601 nt
Organism: Staurois parvus
Lineage: Eukaryota; Metazoa; Chordata; Amphibia; Anura; Ranidae
Source: the annotation of a GenBank genome assembly